AUGCUGGGGCGGUCGGACGGCGUGCUCAAGCCGGCGGGCGUGCGAUUCGGCAGCGCCGAGAUUUACAACGUCCUCACGCGCUUCUUCGCCGGCGAGGUCGCCGAUGCCGUCUGCGUCGGCCGCCGGCGCGAGACGGACACGGACGAGACGGUGUGUCUCUUUGUCGUCAUGGAGGAGGGCAAGGUGUUUGACGAGGACGUCAGGGCCCGCAUCCAGAGGACAGUGCGGACGGAGCUGAGCCCUCGCCAUGUGCCGGGCGUGGUGGAGGAGUGCGGUGGCGGGGUUCCCAAGACGGGCAACGGGAAGAAAAUCGAAGUGGCAGUCAAACAGAUCCUCUCGGGCAUGGCUGUCCAGACCAACGCCAGCGUUGCCAACCCCGAGGCUCUCGACUGGUUCAGGGCGUGGGCGGCGAGCCACUAA
Verticillium alfalfae VaMs.102 is the source of this 420-nucleotide messenger RNA. Its product is annotated as acetoacetyl-CoA synthase. Gene Ontology annotation, cellular component: cytosol. The transcript has 2 exons. The record is from RefSeq and is a predicted model, not a curated record. Bases 1 to 420 code for a protein of 139 amino acids. NCBI's taxonomy places the organism in Eukaryota, Fungi, Ascomycota, Sordariomycetes, Glomerellales, Plectosphaerellaceae. Gene Ontology annotation, molecular function: acetoacetate-CoA ligase activity.